Messenger RNA from Pocillopora damicornis (cauliflower coral), 4555 nucleotides. RefSeq names its product intermembrane lipid transfer protein VPS13A. Gene Ontology annotation, biological process: protein retention in Golgi apparatus; protein targeting to vacuole. Lineage: Eukaryota; Metazoa; Cnidaria; Anthozoa; Scleractinia; Pocilloporidae. The record is from RefSeq and is a predicted model, not a curated record.
UUGAUGUCAAUUUUAGGUGGAAUCAGACCACCCAGAGUACAGCUCAACAUUUAAGUCCACUAAGCAGUCUGUUACUGUGGAAUUUUCUUCACUGCAAGUAAAACUGCAUCAAGAAGCUCUGCUCAACAUCAUCGAUGUUUCAGCCAAAAUGCUGCCGCCUAGUGAAGAGACUCCAGCUCUAUUACUUGUGUCUGCUGACAGUACAAAAACGGAAGGCAGAGAUGAAAAUAAAACGUCUGAGCUAUCUACGCCUAAAGGCAAAAAGAAGAGAGAUAGUAAAGAUGAAAUACAGAUUGAAGUGACGGCAAAGCUGGGAGGAAUCGAUGUUACAGUGACAUCUGUUGAGGGUGAUUUGACGCAUGUAAUUAUUGGAGAGUUAUCCGCUGGCUGUGUUGUUAGAGACAGCAGAACAGACGUUACGGCCAGUAUGAAAACUUUGUCAGUGAUGGAUUCUACACCUGGGGCGAUAUAUCCGAACAUAGUAUCCAUCGUGAACGAGGAGUUGUUUAGCCUUCAGGUUAUUACACACAAUAAUGCAACUGCCGGCAUCAAGUUUAGAGACAUGGAAGCUGUAGAUCUGAAAUUCGAGAUGGCAAUUGGUUGUAUCCGUGUCAUCUUCCUAAACAAAUUUGUCAUGAGGCUGCUGGACUUUUUGAACAAGUUUCAGCGGGCAAAGGAUGCCAUGGAGUAUGCCAGAAAAACUGCAGCUGAGUCAGCCAGUGCAACAAUUCAGAGUUUGCAAACUCAAAGCUCAAGAAUAAGCUUGAAAGUUUCUAUCCAAGCACCUGAGGUUAUCAUCCCUGUGAGUGCGACGUCUCGCGAUGCACUUGUUGCAAAUCUCGGUCACCUUAGUGUGUCAAACACCUUCAACCUUGCACAUGAUGGGGAGGAUCCUGAAGGAAGUGAUACUGUUGUUAUUGACAACAUGGUGGUGGAUCUUAGUUCUGUAAAACUGUUGAGAGCUGUGAUGACCGAUGGAGAAACCAUAGGACCUACUCAACUGGUCCUUGAACCAGCGAAUCUGACAGUUCAUGUGGCUCGAAACUUGUCUCCUUGGUAUCACGAUGUGCCUGAUAUCGAUGUGAAGGGAAAGCUUCAUGCAGUUAAGUUAUGUGCUGGUGAAGAUAAAAUAAGAACUAUACUAGGGAUCUUGUUCAAGAAUCUCAAUGAAGGAGUCACAUCUCGCACAGAUAUUUUUACAAUUGCAGAGGAGAUAAGCACCAUAGCACAAGAUACAGUUGAUUCCGCGGGCGUUGCCAGUCAAAGCCUGAGUGUUGCAGAACCAGCUUCGAGUGAUGUUGUGUGGGACUUUGUGAAAUUUUCAUUUGAUAUUGAAGAAGUUUCAGCUGCGGUGUUCUGGGAGGAAAAGCCUACCGGCACCACGUCAUCCAGAGAUGCAGAAUGCUGUUUAGGGCAGUUCUCGCUGGUCCAGGUUAAAGCCUCAGGGAGUAUCAAAUCCAACUCGGCAAUAAAGGCCAGUGUGACGUUAGAGAGUUGUAUUCUCGAUGAUAAAAGGCCGCAGAGUGAGGAAGGAGUCACAAGGAUGAUUGAAAAGUUUAGUGGUGGUUCAAGUGAUGUUGAAAACAUGAUCGAUAUUCAAUUCCAGCAAACUGCUGCACAGGACAAAAACAUUGAGAUGGCAAUACAGAGCUUCAACGCUGUAGUAAACUUGGAGUUUCUACUGGUUCUGUCUAAAGUGUUUACGUCAGCGUUAGCCACGGAUGAAUCAGACAGCACGUCAUUGCUUGCCUCUCAACACGUAUCUCAGGAGGUGGCCGUUACACAUCCAUCUGUAUCUGUUGCGACCACCGAUCACGAACCACCACAAAUCGACGUUAAGAUCGCCAUUAAAGACCCAGAAAUUAUCUUGCUAGCAGACGGAAGAGACAAAAAUACCAAUGCUCUCUUCUUGAAGAAUACAAUCGAUUUCCGCUUUGUUCAGGGUCUUGGACAGCAAAAGAUGUCGGGUUCUGUUUCAGAUGUCGUAAUUACCUCAGCAUCGUUUGACAAGGAGAGAAGAGCUUCAACGAAAUCCAGGGUUCUUCAGCUUUCGCAUAUAUCUUUUGUAAGCUCGGCACCAGAAGGCGGUAGCAUGCAUAUUGACGUAUCGACAGCAAUGGCGUACAUACACGUGUCGCCUCCUACAAUCGGGACAUUAACAGCGUGUCUGAUGUCAUUAGCCCCAGCUAAGACGGAAGAAGAUGGAAAGAAGGCAACUGAAAGUGCUAUAGACUUAUGGAAUGAAAAGCCAAUUACGACUAAGGAUCGAUGGUAUUUAUCCCCAGUUCCAGAAGACCAGCUUGUUCCUGGGAGACGGGUGCUUGCCAGAGCUUUGACUAACAUGAAGUUUUAUGAUCCGGGAUAUAUUUACAAGGCUUUGGAAAACAUGAUUGGUGUCCACUUUGACGGCGGCCUCCACCGCGCCUAUGAUCCAAAUGACAUCACCGCUAUGAUGGUGGAUAAAGACCCUGAUCCUCACGCUCUGGUUGUUGGUACACCUGUGGUGGCCAAGCGUUCAAAUGAUUCAUCUCAUGUCGAAGGAAAAGUGAAAGAGAGGAAAGAGGAGAAUGGAAAGGAAACAUAUUUAAUUGACUUUUGGGAUGGCAUCGAACAAUGGGACACUCUAGAUCAGAUUCGUAUUCUCACCACCAAUAAGCCAGGAGUUCCUAGGGGGCAGAUUGAAGUGUCAUCCAUCGUAUUUGUCAGAUUAAAAGACGACAUGUACAGGAGAGGUUUUAUCUCCAGCAAAACAUACAGGAAACAUGUGAUACGGUUAAUCGGUGAAGUGGCCACUAUCAGUGUGGACGCUAACGACAGUGCGGCGGUAGUACCAGAUGUCAUCCCAGAUGCAGCUUCUCUUACUGUUGGAAGAACAGUUAUUGCUACAGUUGACACUGCUUUUUGGGAGGCGGGAUUUAUUGUUCAGAUUCGGACACGAGAUGAAUCAGGACAGGACAUUUACCGCGUCAGGUUCUUAAAUGGUGGCGAUACGUGGAUUUUUAACAUCAACAACAUCCGUAUCUUGAUGGCAAGGAAACCUAAUGUCCCAGAAGGCAUUUUAGACGUAGGCACAGUGGUGUGGGCACACACGUCCAAAAUACGUUACUACAAAGGAUUUGUCGCCUACAAAGGAACAAAGCUGCAUGUUGAUCUCUAUGACGGAGAUAAAUUUGUGUACGAAAUGAAAGAUGCGUCACGCAGAGUGAUUCCUGAUGUGCCGCCAAAGGCGGCAGAUAUCAAACCUGGAACCAGAGUCAUAGCCAAGUUUAAGAACAAGCCUCGGUACUACAGUUCUACAGUGAUGGAGGUGGACGCCUCUGAGCCAAGCGAACCGAUGUAUCAUGUGAAGCUUGACGAUGGAGAUGAGACGUGGGAUUCUUUGUAUCAUCUCAGACUUUUACCCAAAGAGGUUCAAGUUGGAGGUGAGGAGAAGCCUCCUAACCAUGUUAAUGCCAACGAGGCUGGGAACCAUAAAACAGAAUUGUUGCUUUUUGAAAUGGAAGGAUUUGACAUCAAGCUAGAAGGUUUGUUUGGCAGCCAAGUGAUUCCAUUGCUGUCCGUUGAUGGAUCCAUCCAAGGAGAAGUUCGGAACUGGUCUUCGGCGUUGUCAGUCCAUGCUGGAGUCGACGUCAUUGGAAACUACUUCAACGAAAGUGUGUCUGAAUGGGAACCUCUUAUUGAGCCGGUGGAGGAUGAAUCUUUAGCAAAUGGUGGAGAUGAAAGCAGCAGUUUGGAUGACAAUUCAGAGGCAGCCAUGACUAUGGCAGUUCGAUCAAAGGAUGAAUUACAGCUGACUGUUACAAAAACAUGUCUGGACAUCUUCACUAAACUCGGAGCGGCUUUCAAAGAGGCUGUUACCCUGAAGGGUACAGGAGUGGUAGCCAUUGAAGAUGUUCCACCCUAUCAGAUAUGGAAUGAGCUUGGAAUGGAAGUGAAGCUUCGUCCGGGAAAACAGCUGAUUGCAAGUGGAGCUGAUCAAGAUGGCAUGGUUACUGUGCUUCCUGGACAAAGCCUUUCCCUACGCUUUGCCAAAGGAAUUCACAAGAGAACCAGCCGAUACGAAAGAGCAAAUAGUACUUCCGGAGGAGGGGGGCCUAGUAUUGGUGUUGAGGUGCAGGGCUAUCAUGAGAUGAAGCCUGUCUCAAUCAAACAAGCAAGAGUUAUCUUGCAAAAUGUCGUCCCAAAAAAGCUCCUCUCUGGAUUGAUUGUAUCAGUUGUGAUUCAAGUGGAAACUGGAGACGGCCAGAAGUUAGUUACUAUCAGAUCACCCUUACAGGUGAACAACCACUUCCCGAUCCCAAUGGACUUAUUUUGCAAGAUGGAAGAUCAGUUGUCCCGUGUUACAACAAUUGAACCAGACAGUGUGUUCAGUGUUCCCCUGAUACUGGCUCACAAGGCUGCACUUUACCUUAGACCUGCCGGAUUCGGGUAUGGAGCGAGUACGACACCGCUGUUGUGGAACAAGUUAGCAUCUGAGGGGUCUUCUUCAGUCCAGUGUCCACCCCCGGGCGGCGACGGACCACCUUUUCAUAUCGCGGUUGAUUGUGAACAAGUG